Molecule: messenger RNA, 381 nt
Organism: Dentiscutata heterogama
Lineage: Eukaryota; Fungi; Glomeromycota; Glomeromycetes; Diversisporales; Gigasporaceae
Source: the annotation of a GenBank genome assembly
AUGAGUAGUUCUUUCAAACGUUUUGUCGAAGUUGGUCGAGUAGUUUUCAUUAACUACGGUGAAGAUGCGGGCAAGCUCGCUGUUAUCGUUGACAUAAUCGAUCAUAAUAGGGCCCUUAUCGAUGGUCCAACCACCGGUGUUGCCCGUCAUUCUCAUGCAUUCCGUCGUCUAACCCUUACUGAUCUUGUAAUUAAAGGCUUUCCUAGAGGCGGUCGUUCAUCUAUAGUAAGGAAGUAUUUCGAAAAAGAAGAGAUCUUAGAGAAGUGGAACCAGACAGCAUGGGCAAAGAAAUUGGAGAAUCGUAAGAAAAAAGCCGCCUUGACAGACUUUGAUAGAUUUAAAUUAUUGAAGUUAAAGAAACAGCGUCGUCGCGUUGUCCAA